Molecule: messenger RNA, 2589 nt
Organism: Carcharodon carcharias (great white shark)
Lineage: Eukaryota; Metazoa; Chordata; Chondrichthyes; Lamniformes; Lamnidae
Product: gastrula zinc finger protein XlCGF26.1-like
Exons: 3
Coding region: 161-1879 (572 amino acids)
Source: RefSeq, a predicted model, not a curated record
CCCCCCCCGAGAUCACGUGCUCCGCACUUCCCAGCGACGCCGUCGCACGUCCUUCCCCCACCGGGGGCGACCCCCAUUAGGGAGAGGGUUCGCAGACCCGACAGCACAGCAGUCUGACUGAGUCGCGCGAUUCACCAGGAUGUGAAGGCUGUCAGCGAGCAUGGAAGGGGAGGGCAGCACAUGCCGCGCAGACAAACCCUACCCGUGUCCCGUGUGUGGGCGCGCUUUCAACCGACCAUCUGACCGGGGGAGGCACAAGUGCAACCGAAACAGGGAGAGGCCAUGUAAAUGCGGGGACUGCGGCAAGGGGUUCAGUUACCCCUCCGAGCUGGAAACUCAUCGGCGCAGUCACACCGGGGAGAGGCCGUUUACCUGCUCCGUGUGUGGGAAGGGAUUCGUUCGAUCCUGCAACCUGCUGUCGCACCAGCAGGUUCACAGUGGGGAGAGGCCAUUCAUCUGCUCCGUCUGCGGGAAGGGAUUCACUCGAUUUUCCCACCUGCUGAGGCACCACAAAGUUCACACCGGGGAGAGACCCUUCACCUGCUCCGUCUGCGGGAAGGGAUUUUCUGAGUCAUCCGACCUGCUGAAACACCAGCGAGCUCACACGGGGGAGAGGCCGUUCACCUGCCCCAAGUGCGGGGAGAGAUUCACUCAGAUCUCCCAUCUGCUGAGACACCAGCGCACUCACACUGGGGAGAGGCCGUUCACCUGCUCCGUGUGCGAGAAGAGAUUCACUCAGGCAUCCAGCCUGCUGACGCACCAGCGGGCUCACACCGGGGAGAGGCCUUUCACCUGCUCGGUAUGUGAGUUGAAAUUCACUUCGGCCUCCUGCCUGUUGGAACACCAGCGACUUCACACCGGGGAGAGGCCGUUCCCCUGCUCCGUGUGCGGGAAGGGAUUCACUCAGGCCUCCAAACUGCUGAGACACCAGCGAGUUCACACCGGGGAGAGGCCGUUCACCUGCUCCCUGUGCAAAAAGGGAUUCGCCCAGUCAUCGACCCUGCUGAGACACCAGCGAGUGCACGCCAGGAAGAGAUCGGAGAGGCCGUGUAAAUGCGGGGACUGCGGGAAGGGGUACAGCCAUCCCUCCGAGCUGGAAAUCCACCGGCGCAGUCACACCGGGGAGAAACCGUUCGCCUGCUCCGUCUGCGGGAACGGAUUUACGCAGUUUUGCCACCUGCUGACCCACCAGCGGGUCCACACCGGGGAGAGGCCGUUCACCUGCUCCACGUGCGGGAAGGGGUUCACCCAGUCGUCCACCCUCGUCAGGCACCAGCGGGUUCACACUGGAGCGAAGCCCUUCACCUGCUCCGAGUGCGGGAAGGGGUUCACCCAGUCGUCCCACCUGCUGACCCACCGGCGGGUCCACACCGGGGAGCGGCCGUUCACCUGCUCGGUGUGCGAGAAGGGUUUCACCGAGUCAUCCCAGCUGCUGAAGCACGAGCGCAUCCACACCGGGGAGAGACCGUUCACCUGCUCGGAGUGCGGGAAGGCAUUCGCUCGACCCUCCAACCUGCUGACCCACAAGCGCAUUCACACCGGGGAGAGGCCGUUCACCUGCCCCAUGUGCGAGAAAGAAUUCGCCGACCCGUCAGCCCUGCUGAGCCACCGGCGGGUCCACACUGGGGAGCGGCCGUUCACCUGCUCCGAGUGCGGGAAGGGGUUCACCCAGUCCUCCCACCUGCUGACCCACCGGCGCGUCCACACCGGGGAGAGGCCGUUCACCUGCUCCAAGUGCGGGAAGGGGUUCACGCAAUCGUCGGCGCUGCUGACGCACCAGCGGGUUCACUCCGGGGAGAGACCCUUCACCUGCUCCGUGUGCGGGAAGGGAUUUAAUCGGCCGUCCAACCUGAUGAGACACCAGCGAGUUCACUCGUGACCCCCACCGCUCUGAUUCUGCUGCUGUUAAUGAGACUCAGGACUCAACCCUGUUAAAUAUGAAAAUGGGGGAGCGUUGGUACGGCUGUUGAUAACCGCAGGAACUAGGCUAGAGCUGACAGAAUUUGCAUUUAUAUAGCUCCUUUCGCCACCUCGGGACCUCUCCGUGCGCAGUAAGCCUCCACAAACAGUAAAGUGACAACGAGCAGAGGUGACCUGUUCUCAGUGAGAUUGGCUGAGGAUGAAACAUUGGCCUCACCGGGGAGAACUCCCCCCUCGCCUUCCAGAUAGUGGCCGAGGGAUCUUUCACAUCCACCCGAGGGGCCCCUCGGUUUAACAACCUCACAUCUCCUUCCGUGGCUCUGAGUCAUCCCUCCUGCGGAAGCCCCUUGGGAUGUUUCUCACUGUGGGAAAGGAGCCCUAGAAAUAUGAGAUGAAUGCGACGUCUCGGACGUAGAUGUGCUUGGGCAAAACGGAACCAGCUGCUGCCUGCAGUUGAGAGCCGAACACACGGGAACCGUCAGAGACCCUGGAGCGAGGAGAGAGAGAGACCCAAAGAAAGCCGGGAUGAAUAAAUACGAUUAUAAAGUGUAUGGGAAUCUGUCCAGCUUCUGUAUAAUAACAAUGCAGAGAGGGCUGACCUUAAUAUCUGGGGACGUGUUGUGUACCAUAGCUAUCUUCUGGUGUAAUUAAAACCCGACUUCAAAGUAA